AUGAGUCGCACACCGGCAGAUGGGGGCUCCUUGAAGUCAGGUAAGGAUUCAGUGAGUUUCGAUGUUUGUGAUAAUAUACACGUCAAUGGUCUAUGUGCUCUCCGAAAGGCGUAAAAAUGUGUGUAAACUCUGUAAAACCUAACCCAUUUCAAAGAAUAUGUAUCGAGGUUCCAGCAGUCAAUUUUAUGGGAUUAUAAGAUAGGCACCUUCGUAUAACUGAGCAUAUAAAAAAGAGGUUAAAACUUAAAGAUCCUAGCGUAAAAUACAAAAUAUAUUUGUUUUUUGUGAAGUCAAUAAACACUAAAUAGCUGAACACAACUCUUGAGCCCAAGAUAGUCGGGGUGACAAUUCAGAACCCUCUUUUGUCACCGCUGUCAAAAAAUAGUUGAGUACACAAACCAUGAGCGAUACCAGGCGUUUCAAUGUUGACAGUGACCAUGUUUCUAAUAUAAGUGUAAAGGUUCAAUUUGAACGGAUUGGCUUCGAAAAAGGGCUCAAAUUUACUACCUCUGAGCUAAUUGUAAGAUAAGGGCUAAAAAAGAAUGACCGAGUUCUUGGAUGUACUCCUUUUCCAGCCAAUGUAUUGCUUUUUGGGCAAUCAGGCAAUAACUAGGACACGCGAGGAGGUGAACGGAGAUGAUGUUGGUAAGAAGGGAAACGUUGUCAAUCCGCGAACCUCCUUUAAUACUUGGCCGUUUAAUUUUGACAAUUUUUUUGUUAUUAGUUAUGUAGGCGUAAAGUUUCUAAAUCAUGGAGUAAAAAUCUUGAUCCAUGCCUUUAUCUUUUAUAAAAAGACUUUAUUAGGUAUUUAUUUUCAGAUCAAGAUGAUCCUCGCUUCGUAUUCGGCCAUAAGACUCGAUUGGUCAUCCUCUUACUCAGCACUGUCUCAUUCAUGUUUGUUAUUUGCAACGUGGUCGCGUUGAACUUCAGUGUCAUCUGUAUCUUCAAACAGGACCAAAAUGGGCACUUCACUCAUAAUCUUUCAGGUAUGAUUCACGAUCAGUAUUGUUGUUAAUAUUAAUCGAUAUUAAUCUUGAAGCUUUCAGUACCACAUAGACAUCAAAAGAAGGAGCUGCUCUACACCGCAACAGAGCAAAACUGGCUCUUUUCGGCGAAUGCUAUCGGAAUAUUGACCGGGACAUUUCCCAUUACAUACCUCACAAUCAAGAUGGGAGCGAAGUAAGACUUGAUAAAACUUGAAUAAAACUACAAAAUAUUAUAACCAUGUCAAGGCUUUGCAGUUAUGCCAAUCUCAGACUUUCAAUUUGUAAAUUUAAGGAAAGUAAUUACAAUUUAUGGAAUGACAUCUGCUAUAUCAACCCUACUCAUGCCAGUGGCUAUUCACACCGGUUAUGUGGUGGCGUUUAUUUGCCGGGCUUUCCAGGUGGGCUAGAAGAAGAUUUUGAUAAAUUUAGAAAACUAUAAAGACGGACAUAGCCUCAGGAACAUGUCCCAGGCUUUGAAAUUUUAUAUUCGUUACUAUGCUUCGAUUUAUAAUACUUUUAGGGCUUCGGCGUGGCAAUUACAUUCCCGGCAAUGGGUUCCAUUGUCGCGGAAUGGGCGACCGUGCGGAAGUCUGGAACCUAUGCCGCCUGGAUGUCGACCUACCUUCAAUUGGCUCAGGUUUUCACAAUGCCAGUGGCUGGGACACUGUGUGAAAGCUCGGUUGGAUGGCCGGCGACAUUCUACAUUCAAGGAUCGAUAACUUUUGUGCUCUUUGUAGCUUUUUGGUUCUUUUAUGAGGACAGUCCGAGUCGGCAUCGGUAAGAUGGCAGCUAUAUAAGUAUAUGCCUAAUAUCAAUCAAUUUUCAGAUUUGUCAGCCGAAAAGAGCUGUCAACUCUGCAGAAGAACAAGACGAUUCGGAGUUUGGAAGAGUCGAGGCAUGACAAAGUACCUUAUAAGGCAAUCUUAACAGACAAAGCGAUCAUCGGGAUAUUGCUCUCGUUCUUCGGAACGAGUGUUGGAUUCCAAAUCUUCUUUCAAUACGGGCCGAUUUACUUGAACCAGGUGAGGAUUUACAACAGAAAUUUUGAUCCAUAACUUUUUUAAAAACAUAAAGAAAAUUUUUUUUUGAACACCUCCACUUCAUGCCAGUUAUAUAUAUCAGGUUCAAGGAUACGAUAUCCGAAAAACCGGCGCAAUUGCCGCCCUUCCAUUUAUAGUGGCGGUUGUUGCCAAGCUAAUCGGUGGGCCAUGCGUUGACAAGAUCCCAUUCCUCGGAGACAAGGCUCGAAUAAUUCUUUUCGCAUCGGUGACACAGUAUUCAUUGGCUGCUGUAAUGUUGCUCUUGGCUCUACUUCCGAUUGGAGAGCAGACUUGGCUGCUGGUUUGUUAUAAUGCAGCGAUCGCGUUAAGUGGACUGAACUUGGUGACCGCUUCAAAGGCUGCGCAAAUGGUGAGUUUUGAUUCGAAAAAAGUAAGAUAAAAAAUUCAGAUCUCCGGGAGAUUUAUCCAUUUUAUAAUGGCACUUAAUAUGUUCACCACGAGCAUCAUUAUUCUGUUUGUUCCUAUGAUGGUGGCGGUAUUUGCGCCCAAUGGGGAUCCUGCGGAGGUGAGUCAAUACAAAUGUCAUGUAAACUUACAGUGGGGGGGGCCUGAUCCAGGGGCAAAAAAACGUACCAUUUUGCAUCCAGGAAGUAUCAAAAAUCUGGCAAAAUGCUUCCUCUCCAAGUGAAAAAGCUCCGAUUUCAAAAGCGCGCCCUUCAAAAAGAACUUUUUUCGGUUGGAGAGGGAAGCAUUUUGCCACAUUUUUGACGCUUCCCGGAUGCAAAACGGUACGUUUUUUUGCCACUGGAUCAGGUGCCUCACUGUACUGCUAAAAAGACUUUGCUUGGAAUACUAUGCAUUUUCAAAAAAUAAAAAAAAAUGACUAGGCUUCUUUAAACUUUUCACUUGCUUUAUAAACGCUUUGCAACGCCCAGAAAACAUUUCAUCUUAUUGUUUGUGAUCUGUUUUUUGUGUCAAAUUUCUUUUUUCUAUUCUUUAACGUCCCCUCUUCCAGUGGGCAGGCAUGUUUAUUGGCGUGGCGGUUCUAAUUGUCAUCGUAACCACAAUAUUCAACGCGACAGCCCGAGUUGAACCGGCCACGUGGGCUGAGGAAUCCACUGAUCAUCCAGCCAGACAUCGACCAGCAAUCUUCCACUUGAAUGUCGGAAUUUUGAAUGUAAAACCGAAAAGAAAGGUUUACAAAGUCACACCAACACCAUCCUAUCAUUCUCGAGGGGAGAAACUGGACGAAAAUAUUAAAAAUUGA
This is a messenger RNA of Bursaphelenchus xylophilus (pine wood nematode), 3254 nucleotides long. The record is from the annotation of a GenBank genome assembly. Lineage: Eukaryota; Metazoa; Nematoda; Chromadorea; Rhabditida; Aphelenchoididae.